Messenger RNA from Aureobasidium pullulans EXF-150, 1702 nucleotides. Its product is annotated as cyclopentanone 1,2-monooxygenase. The record is from RefSeq and is a predicted model, not a curated record. Lineage: Eukaryota; Fungi; Ascomycota; Dothideomycetes; Dothideales; Saccotheciaceae. Bases 14 to 1693 code for a protein of 559 amino acids. The transcript has 2 exons. Gene Ontology annotation, molecular function: N,N-dimethylaniline monooxygenase activity; NADP binding; flavin adenine dinucleotide binding.
CACAUCUUUUAACAUGGUACAUCUACGAACAGACAUUGGUGCAACCAACCCCAACGCACCAAUGCAUCCUAAAGAGAACAGCACAUAUGCCAAAGAACUCACCUGCGAUGUCCUCAUCGUUGGUGCCGGUUUUGGUGGUGUCUACCUUCUACACAAGCUCCGUGACGAAGUCGGCCUGAAUGUCAAGAUCUUCGAAGCCGCAAACGAGCUUGGUGGUGUUUGGCGAUGGAACUGCUACCCUGGAGCCCGCGUCGAUACACAAGUCCCCAUCUACGAAUACUCGAUCGAGAAGGUCUGGAAGGACUGGACAUGGACCCAGAAGUACCCUGACUUCAACGAGCUCCGUGACUACUUCGUCCAUGUUGAGGAACAGCUUGACAUCAAGAAGGACGUCAGCUUCAACACUCGUGUUAUUGGCUCGCAAUUCGACAACGAGUCCAAGACUUGGGAAGUCAAGACCGAGGAUGGCCGUACUGCCCACUGCAAAUACCUGAUCAACGCUAUUGGUUUCGCCGCCAAGCGUCACUUCCCCGACUGGAAGGGACUCACCGACUACAAGGGAGAGCUACACCACAGUUCGUUCUGGCCUGACGAGGGUGUCAAUGUCAAGGGCAAGCGUGUUGCCGUCAUCGGUACUGGCAGUACCGGUAUCCAGAUCGCACAAGAAACAGCCAAGGAUGCCGCCAGCGUUACCGUCUUCCAGCGAACUCCCAACCUCUGUCUUCCUAUGCGUCAGCGUGAUCUGACAAGGGAAGAGCAGCAGAACGCCAAGUCAGAAUAUCCCGACAUUUACCGUAACCGCCUGACCACUUUUGCCGGAUUUUCGUACGAUUUCGUCGAAAAGAACACCUUCGACGACAACGAGGAGGAGCGCGAGAAGUUCUACGAAGAACUGUGGGCGGAGGGCGGCUUCAAGUUCUGGUUGGCCAAUUACAAAGAUCUUUUGUUCGACAGCAAGGCCAACGACCAAGCCUACAACUUCUGGGUCAAGAAGACUAGAGCUCGUAUUGCCGAUCCUCGCAAGCGGGACAUCCUCGCACCACUCAAGGCUCCUCACGCAUGGGGUACCAAGCGUCCUUCUCUCGAGCAAAACUUCUAUGAGUUGAUGGACAGAGCUGAGAAUGAUGUGGUCAAUGUCAAGGAAACCCCCAUCACCGAGUUCACCGAGACUGGUAUCGUUACCAGCGACGGCAAGCUCAGAGAGUUCGACAUCAUUGCCCUCGCGACUGGCUUUGAUUCCGUCACUGGCGGUAUGAAGAACAUGGGGUUGAAGGAUACCGAGGGAAAGGAUUUGGCAGAGAGGUGGAAGAACGGUACCUGGACAUACCUUGGCAUGACUUGCAAUGGCUUCCCCAACAUGUUCUUCCUGUACGGCGCUCAAGGUCCCACGGCAUUUAGUAAUGGCCCGACCUGUGUCGAAGUUCAGGGUGACUGGAUCGUCGAUGCCAUUGCAACUAUGCAGAAGACCGGCAAGCAGACCAUCGAGGCCACCAAGGAUGCAGAGACCAGCUGGCAUGCGCUCGUCACAGAACUCUCAGACAAGACUCUGUUCCCUGGUACCGACUCCUGGUACAUGGGUGCCAACAUUCCCGGAAAGCCCAGAGAGCAGCUCAACUUCCCUGGUGGCUUCCCCAGGUAUGAGAAGGAGUGCAGGGGCGCCCUCGACGGCUGGAAGGGCUUCGUUGUUGCUUAAGGAUCUGCG